This is a messenger RNA of Corticium candelabrum, 5947 nucleotides long. RefSeq lists its product as uncharacterized. The record is from RefSeq and is a predicted model, not a curated record. The transcript has 25 exons. Gene Ontology annotation, biological process: cell-cell adhesion. Bases 82 to 5868 code for a protein of 1928 amino acids. Lineage: Eukaryota; Metazoa; Porifera; Homoscleromorpha; Homosclerophorida; Plakinidae. Gene Ontology annotation, molecular function: protein binding.
AAUUUACAAAGAAACGAUAUUCUUCAUGUGUGUGAGGUGGUUUUCAGUUAUGAGUUGGAGAUUGCUAUUCUAGACAAUAAUAUGCAUAAUGAAGGGGCAAGUGUGGCAGUUGAUGAUAAUCAAGAUUACUCUAAUCCUAUUGAUUGUGGUGUCAGUCCUGAUGUGACCAACUUUAAUGCUCUCUUACAAUGGAAACACAACACAACCAAUAAUGUACCAUCAUCAAGUGUACAGACUGCUGGUGUAUAUCAGGUGUACGAGAAUGGUGUGCAGCGGCUCUACAUCAAGUCAGCUAGUACCUCUGACAUUGGAGUGUAUACAUGCCAAUAUACUGCAACUGAUGGCUCUAUAGUGUCAAAGUCGUUUACACUGAAUGUAAUUGUGGUGGAUUGUGUUUGGGGCGGUUGGAGUUCAUGUAGUGUUCAGUGUGGAAAGGGUACCAGAACUCGGCAGAUCAGUCAAGUGGCCAGUGCGAGUGGUCACAAUUGUACAGGACCGUCAACUGAGAGUUGCAUAGUCACAUCUUGUAUGGCUUCUGAUUUAGCUGUCAGUGUAGGAGCAACAGUGACUCUGAGCACACAGUAUAGCACUACUACGCAUUUGCCCAAAUUGGCGAUAGAUGGUAAUUUAGCAAGUGAUGGUUGGUUAUGUGCUGCCACAGUGAUUGCAACUAAUCAGUGGCUUCGUAUUGAGUUGAAGAAGGAGUACUUUGUGUCAAGUGUUGGGGUUAUCCUGCCUACUCCUAGAACUACAAAUGUUAAUGUUCGUGUUGGUAGUGACUUAACAGACAAUGGGAAUGCCAAUCACAAUUGUGGAACGGUUCCAGGUGCCAACUCUCUGAGUUGGAGAAAUGUUAGUUGUAAUCCAGCAGUUUGGGGAAAAUACAUCAAUUUACAAAGAAACGAUAUUCUUCAUGUGUGUGAGGUGGUUUUCAGUUAUGAGUUGGAGAUUGCUAUUCUAGACAAUAAUAUGCAUAAUGAAGGGGCAAGUGUGGCAGUUGAUGAUAAUCAAGAUUACUCUAAUCCUAUUGAUUGUGGUGUCAGUCCUGAUGUGACCAACUUUAAUGCUCUCUUACAAUGGAAACACAACACAACCAAUAAUGUACCAUCAUCAAGUGUACAGACUGCUGGUGUAUAUCAGGUGUACGAGAAUGGUGUGCAGCGGCUCUACAUCAAGUCAGCUAGUACCUCUGACAUUGGAGUGUAUACAUGCCAAUAUACUGCAACUGAUGGCUCUAUAGUGUCAAAGUCGUUUACACUGAAUGUAAUUGUGGUGGAUUGUGUUUGGAGCGGUUGGAGUUCAUGUAGUGUUCAGUGUGGAAAGGGUACCAAAACUCGGCAGAUCAGUCAAGUGGCCAGUGCGAGUGGUCACAAUUGUACAGGACCGUCAACUGAGAGUUGCAUAGUCACAUCUUGUAUGGCUUCUGAUUUAGCUGUCAGUGUAGGAGCAACAGUGACUCUGAGCACACAGUAUAGCGCUACUACGCAUUUGCCCAAAUUGGCGAUAGAUGGUAAUUUAGCAAGUGAUGGUUGGUUAUGUGCUGCCACAGUGAUUGCAACUAAUCAGUGGCUUCGUAUUGAGUUGAAGAAGGAGUACUUUGUGUCAAGUGUUGGGGUUAUCCUGCCUACUCCUAGAACUACAAAUGUUAAUGUUCGUGUUGGUAGUGACUUAACAGACAAUGGGAAUGCCAAUCACAAUUGUGGAACGGUUCCAGGUGCCAACUCUCUGAGUUGGAGAAAUGUUAGUUGUAAUCCAGCAGUUUGGGGAAAAUACAUCAAUUUACAAAGAAACGAUAUUCUUCAUGUGUGUGAGGUGGUUUUCAGUUAUGAGUUGGAGAUUGCUAUUCUAGACAAUAAUAUGCAUAUUGAAGGGGCAAGUGUGGCAGUUGAUGAUAAUCAAGAUUACUCUAAUCCUAUUGAUUGUGGUGUCAGUCCUGAUGUGACCAACUUUAAUGCUCUCUUACAAUGGAAACACAACACAACCAAUAAUGUACCAUCAUCAAGUGUACAGACUGCUGGUGUAUAUCAGGUGUACGAGAAUGGUGUGCAGCGGCUCUACAUCAAGUCAGCUAGUACCUCUGACAUUGGAGUGUAUACAUGCCAAUAUACUGCAACUGAUGGCUCUAUAGUGUCAAAGUCGUUUACACUGAAUGUAAUUGUGGUGGAUUGUGUUUGGAGCGGUUGGAGUUCAUGUAGUGUUCAGUGUGGAAAGGGUACCAAAACUCGGCAGAUCAGUCAAGUGGCCAGUGCGAGUGGUCACAAUUGUACAGGACCGUCAACUGAGAGUUGCAUAGUCACAUCUUGUAUGGCUUCUGAUUUAGCUGUCAGUGUAGGAGCAACAGUGACUCUGAGCACACAGUAUAGCACUACUACGCAUUUUCCCAAAUUGGCAAUAGAUGGUAAUUUAGCAAGUGAUGGUCGGUUAUGUGCUGCCACACAGAAGGCAACUAAUCAGUGGCUUCGUAUUGAGUUGAAGAAUGAGUACUUUGUGUCAAGUGUUGGGGUUAUCCUGCCUACUGGUAGAACUACAAAUGUUAAUGUUCGUGUUGGUAGUGACUUAACAGACAAUGGGAAUGCCAAUCACAAUUGUGGAACGGUUCCAGGUGCCAACUCUCUGAAUUGGAGAAAUGUUAGUUGUAAUCCAGCAGUUUGGGGAAAAUACAUCAAUUUACAAAGAAACGAUAUUCUUCAUGUGUGUGAGGUGGUUUUCAGUUAUGAGUUGGAGAUUGCUAUUCUAGACAAUAAUAUGCAUAUUGAAGGGACAAGUGUGGCAGCUGAUGAUAAUCAAGAUUACUCUAAUCCUAUUGAUUGUGGUGUCAGUCCUGAUGUGACCAACUUUAAUGCUCUCUUACAAUGGAAACACAACACAACCAAUAGUGUACGAUCAUCAAGUGUACAGAAUACUGGUGUAUAUCAGGUGUACGAGAAUGGUGUGCAGCGGCUCUACAUCAAGUCAGCUAGUACCUCUGACAUUGGAGUGUAUACAUGCCAAUAUACUGCAACUGAUGGCUCUAUAGUGUCAAAGUCAUUUACACUGAACGUCAAUGUAAACUGUGAAUGGAGCUCAUGGUCAAAUUGUACAUCAUCGUGUAGUUUUGGAACUCAUAGUCGUACACGAGGACGUCUUAAGCAACACAAUGGAAUGGACUGUGUGGGGUCGCCAACUGAGAACUGUGACAGCAAACAACCACCAUGUGCACCAACAGCUGGGCAGUCACCAGGAGUUACUUUUGAUGAGUUGUCAGUGCAAGAGUUAAGUUGCACAGCUUCACAGUAUUCUGGUCUGAGAGGAGACAUUACAUUUGGAUGGUACAGAAAAGAGAAUGGAGUUGAUGCAGCUAUUGCAGUAGACACUCGAGUGACAAAUUUAACGAAUAUUGAUGGUGUGGGCAGAUUUACUGGGAAAUUGAAAUUUGCAUAUGUGAAGCGUUCAGAUAGAGGAUUAAUCAAGUGCAGGGCUUUUAACAAGUAUGGUGCUAGUGAUAUGUCUUCAUCUACAUCAGUUGAUGUCAAAUAUGCUCCUGAAUUUGUUGAAAUUAAAUCAUCCAAUCCAGUGGGUGUGAAAGGACAAAGUAUCACUUUAAACUGUACUGCUGGUGGUAAUCCCUCUCCAGAUUAUCAAUGGAGAGGAGGCAAGAGUGCAACAGGAUCUACUCUGGAAUUAACAUCACUUGAAUUUAAAGAUGAAGGGACAUACACAUGUGUUGCUAGUAACACUAUUGAGGCUGGUGCUAGGUCCAGUAGUGCAUCAGUACAGUUGACAAUUGAAGGUCCUCCACAGAGAUGUGUUGUGUUGUCAGUCAAAAGCUAUAAUGACUCUGAAGUGAAUGUCAAAGUCAACUGUCCCGAAAAUGGAAAUUCAAGUGUAACUGAAUAUUGUAUAGAAUAUCAGUUGGAUAGUGGUACCAACAACAUGCAGUGGGAACAAAGAGAAUUCAGUGCUUCUGAUCCUCAACCGUUUGUUGUUGUUGGUCUCAGUCCAUUUACAAAGUACAGAUUUAGAGCAACAGCAAGCAACAGGCAUGGCUACGAACCUAGAAGUUCAGCAGCUGUCAAUGUGGUGCCUGUGACUACUGCUGAAGGCUAUCCUGGUUUUCCCACUUCAGUGAGUUUAUCAGGAAAUGCUUCUGCUCGCUGGUUUGUUGUCUUUUGGUCACUUCCCAGUACACCUAAUGGUGUUCCUCACUAUUACUUUGUUUACUACAAACCAAUUGGUGUUCGUCAAGUGAGAAAUGUGGAUGGGCACAAGAGACUGAAUGUAACAGCCACGUUGGCCAAUUUAACCAUGCUCACCCCGUUUACACAAUACAGUGUUGAGGUGGCAGUAGUGAACGUUCGGUCUCAUGAUGGUAAGGUGUUGGAAGGACAAAGAAGUGCUGCCAUUGUUGUCAAGACAACGGAAGAUGACUCUUCUAACCAAGAGUUGGAAGAAGAGGAGAAAGAGACGGAACAGUCUUUCAGUAAAGCUCCUGCAACAGCACCACGUGACGUGACAUUUGCUACUGAUCCACCUCAUACAGUUAAUGUGAGUUGGAGGGAACCCACCACACCAAAUGGAAUUGUUCGAUAUUACAUUGUUGAAUACAUGCUAGCAGACGGAAGUGGAACCAAAAUGGGUUUUAAUCGUGUAAAAGGGCUGAGCCAGGUGAUUAGCAACUUGCAAGAAUCAACAUAUUAUGACGUCACAGUUCAAGCCUACACCAUUGGAAUUGGACCAGCAGCAUCAAUAAGAGUAGCAGCACAUGCAAUAACACCAACUGCACCUCAGCAUGUGAGAAAUUCAAGUGUGACAUCAAAUUCAGUUUCUAUUCAGUGGGAUUCUCCCAUGAACUCGAAUGGCAUCCUUCACUUUUACACAGUUUACUAUAGCACUGAUACUUUGCAAUAUGACACAUCACCUGACAUUCCCAUUAGUCGAAAUGCAUACACGUUGAUGAAUCUUAGUCCAUACACAACAUACUUCAUUUACAUGUCAGUUACAAACGAUCCCAACUUUAACUCAGAAAGUUCGCCUAGCAACGUUAUUCAGGUGCAAACUCUUCGGUCUCCUCCUCUUAAACCAGAUAAACCAUUAGCUGGUGACACAAGACCAUCAGCAACAACUAUAACAUUGGUGCCUCCAAGUGUUGAUGAUUCCAAUGGUCCAAUAAAGUAUGUUGAUUUUAUUGUGCACGAGGAUGUGACCGGAUCUGAUGGUGAUGAGGCAGAUAAUAUACCACCUGAUAUUAAACCAUAUGACAAGAGUAGGGUUUGGUAUGUGGCAGCUCGAUAUGAAUAUGAUCACUACAAGAAGAACAUAGUCGGACGUCAGUUUAUAAUUGGAAAUAGUUCAGUGGUGUCUGCUGGAGGUAUAGAGUACACAAAUGGACCACUACAGCCAGGACGGUCAUAUCUGGUAUAUAUCCGCGUCAUUGGGAUUGGAGAUGAUGGGGUGCAGGAGUUCUCAUCAGUCAGUAAGGCUAUAAGGCACACGACUGUGUCUACAGAAAAUGAGUCAUUGUCUGGAGGAGUAUCAAACUCAGUAAUAAUUGCUGUUACACUAAGUGUCAUCAUUCUCAUGCUAAUCAUCGUACUUUUCAUUUUUCUGAGGAAAAAUUACAGGUGCACAAGAAAUGAGUCAAAAUCUUUGGUGCCUAUGAAAUAUGAUAGUGUUAUUGCCAAUUCUAAAGCAACAUCUGGAACAAGUGAAUGGCUGGAGAAAAGCAAUGAGAUGAUGACAGUUAAUAGCUCAUAUGCUACUACAGGUGCAGACCGCAGUGUUGAAUCACGUGGAUAUGUAGAGGUUGGAGCUGGUACAGAUCAGUGGCAGCAAAACAGGAAGAAUGAGCAACCAUUGUAUGAGAGUGUGGAUGGUGAAUCAGCACUUUGAUCUCAAUGUAAUGAAAGAGAUAACUUUCUGAUAACGAUUUGUGGCUUUUAAACGUUUAAAAUACAUUUCUUAAUUAAUA